Phytophthora nicotianae INRA-310 is the source of this 1479-nucleotide messenger RNA. Its product is annotated as protoporphyrinogen oxidase. Gene Ontology annotation, molecular function: protoporphyrinogen oxidase activity, oxygen as acceptor. The record is from RefSeq and is a predicted model, not a curated record. The transcript has a single exon. Gene Ontology annotation, biological process: heme biosynthetic process. The coding region runs from base 1 to 1479 and encodes 492 amino acids. NCBI's taxonomy places the organism in Eukaryota, Oomycota, Peronosporomycetes, Peronosporales, Peronosporaceae. Gene Ontology annotation, cellular component: mitochondrial inner membrane.
AUGGCGGCUACAGCUCGCGAGGUGGUUGUCCUGGGCGGCGGCAUCUCCGGACUCACGCUGGCCUAUUUCCUGCGUCAGGCAUUGCCUAAGAUUGUGGCCGACGCCACGCGCAUCCGCGUGCUUGACGCCAGCGCCACGCCAGGCGGUUGGGUGCAGACAGCCAAGCGUGACGAUUUUCUGUUCGAAGAAGGACCCAGAGGCUUCCGCCCGUCGCGCAAUGGAGCCGAGAUGUUGCGACUUGUGGAGCAGUUGAAGUUGCAGGAUCAGAUGCAGGCUGUAGACCCCGCAGCUCAGGCGCGCUACAUUCUGCGGGAUGGCAAGGUGGAGAAGGUACCGACAACGCUCUUAGAGGCACUGCGUUGGCCAUUGUCGAUGGCCGUAGCGCGUGCGGCGUUGCACGAACUGUCUGUCAAGCCAGGGACAACGGAGGACGAAUCAAUAUACAAGUUUAUAUCCAGGAGGUUCAGUCCGUUGGUGGCCGAGCGACUACUGGACCCCAUGGCUUCGGGCAUCUUCGGUGGCGACAUCAGGAAGCUCUCAAUACGCUCGUGUUUCCCCAUGCUGGUGGAUUUGGAGAAGAAGCACGGCUCUGUGGUGAAAGGCAUGCUCUUAGGUGGCUCCAAGGGUGAGGACACACUACUGGAUGGCACGAACAAAUCGGCGUUCGUCAAGAAGCACGAGAAGUCCGUCAGUGUCAGCUUCACUGACGGUAUGGGUACACUGAUCAGUGCACUGGCAGACACUAUCAAUGAUGACCCGAUGGCAGAUCUGCAACUUAAUACGAAGGUGACGAGACUCGAGGUUCAUGGACACAAUAACGCGUCGUCUAAGGGACCACGUUUUGUCGUGGAGAGCAAGGACCCUACAUCCGGUGAGAUCCUGGAGCCUAUUAGAGCCUCACACGUAUUUUCUACGAUCCCUGCUUGCUAUUUGUCCCCGGUAGUGAAGGAUACGGCACCUGGCUUAGCUGAGGCACUGAAUGAGAUCCAGUUCGUGGACAUGGGAAUGGUGCACGUCGGAUACAACGAGGAGGUGUUGACAACCGACGGCUUCGGGUAUCUGAUCCCCACUUCAGAGCGUGAGAAGGUUCUUGGUGUAGUGUUUGACUCCAAUACUUUCCCUGUGCAGAAUAAGAGCAAUAUGCAGACGCGUCUGAGCGUCAUGAGUGGCGGCGCGCACUUCCGUGAGGUGGCGUCAUUGCCCAAAGGAGAACUGGAGCGCCACGCUCUGGAGGCCUUGAAGCGACACCUCGGUAUCUCUCAGAAGCCCGACUACGUGCGUGCUCUGGCCAUCACGAACGGAAUCCCUCAAUACCACGUGGGCUUCGGUCAGACGCUGCAACGUAUUGAGAAGCAGGCUGCUCGCAACACACCGGGUCUGUUCCUGGGUGGUAACAGCUUCUACGGCAUUGGACUGGCCGAUUGUGUGACUCAUUCCAAGCAACUGGCACUCAAGUUUGCAAAGAGUAUCUCCUCUUAG